Serendipita indica DSM 11827 is the source of this 1755-nucleotide messenger RNA. Lineage: Eukaryota; Fungi; Basidiomycota; Agaricomycetes; Sebacinales; Serendipitaceae. The record is from the annotation of a GenBank genome assembly.
AUGAUCCUCUUACUUGCAUCUCGGUUACUCUUGUUCUCGCUCGUCCUCUCUAUUGCUUCCGUUGGAGCCCAUCCAUCUCCAGGCGAGGGUACCCUUCCACUCCUCCAUGGAGUAGGGAUCACCAAACACCCAGCUAGGAAGGGCGUCCCAGCCACCCUCCAACCACGUGCGAGGACGGCUGCUGUCCAGAAGCUUAUCCUAUUUGUUGCCCCAGUCCUUCUACUGUCUGCUGUCGCACAGGCGAAUUUUGCGUCGGCUUGCACACGUGCUGCAAGGAUUCGCAGACGGCUUGUGGCGAAGGCUGCUGUGACUCUGGACAAACCUGUUGCGAUGGCUUGUGCUGCGAUGUUGGUUACACAUGCUCGCUAUCUGGGCAAUACUCCCACCACUCCCACUCCCACUCCCACUCCCGUUCUGAAUCCUGACCCGAUCAUUGAUCCACCCCACCCGGUUUCGCCUGGUCACGGAAGUACGCCAGUUCGGCCCGCUCCUACAUCUUCGAGUACAGGCACUGAUCCACGUCCUCCUAAGUGGAAGAUCGGUGCCAUUGCUGGAGGUAGUUCUCUAUCGACGGUCCUCGUCCUCGCCGUUGCCUCUAUUGCGGCGCAUCCAUCCGCGGACGGCAGAUACCCCAUCCCCGACACGCUCCGCGAAGCUCCUCCAGCGCUGAUGGCUGAAUCUCUUCCAGAGGGAACAUCCCCACUUGUCUAUGGACUCGGCAUCUCCAAAACGCUGGCCAGAAUGGUCGCUUCAGGCACUCUCCAAGCUCGUGCGGUUGCCCCAAUCCGGCCACUGUCUGCUGCCGUACGGGCUCGUUCUGUGUCGGGUUGCGCACUUGCUGCACAGCCUCGCAAACGGCUUGCGGCGAAGGAUGCUGUGAUUCUGGAAGAACUUGUUGCAAUGGUACUUGCUGCGAUUCUGGUUAUACAUGCUCAGCAUCUGGAGCAUGCGUUGCUUCUGUCAGGCGGCGGCGCAUCGUCGAGUACUGGCGUCACAACUUCUACGCGUCCAGUGUCAUCAGCCACGUCCACUCAAGGCGGAGGAGGUGGUGGUGGUAUUGGUGGCGGGAACAGUUCAAGCAGCUCAAGGUCAAGCACUGGUACUGGCACCGUUGCCGGUUCUACGAACUCUUCAACUCCUGAACCUGAAUCAAAGAACAAUACCGGUGCCAUCGUCGGUGGUGUCGUUGGUGGAGUCGCCGCUGUGAUCAUUCUGGUCGGUGUCUUGCUCUUCCUCCUCCACAAGCAAAAGAAGAAGAAGCAAGGCAAUGGUGCGAGCGAGGUUGCUUCAAACUAUACCCAACAGCCAAUGAUGGGCCAGCACUCGCCCUACAGUCCAGGCUUUGCAGGCGCCGGAGCAGCAGGUGUUGGUGCAGGUGCCAUGGCUGCAGGUGCUCCAGGUACCCCAGGACCCCAAGGCAGCUAUUACGGCGCGGGUGGCCCUAACUCUGGCGCACCUACACCCGCACUCGUGUACAACCAAGGCGAGCAGUACCCGAACAACUCGUUCCAGCAAAACUAUGCGCAACAGAACAACGCGUACGGAGGUGGUGUCGAUCAAUACGGUCGUCCGCUUAGCGCAGCGAGUGGAGGUGCGCCUGCUGCACCUCUGCCAAUGUGGGUCCAACGUCCGAGCAACGCUACUCCUGCGUCAACGGCUCCAAGUGGGUUCCCCGAUCAUCAAGGAUAUGCUCCUCCACCAGGAGCACCCCAGCAGCCAUACUAUGGCGGAGGAGCGCCCCAUGGCAACUAUUAA